AUGGCGACGGAGAGGCUAACACAGGCGCUGUGCCCCGGAAGCUUGUUCGUGGGAGAGCAGGGGACGAUGGCUCAGAACCUGUACGGUCCAGGAGUCCGGAUGGGCAACUGGAACGAGGACGUCUACCUGGAGGAGGAGCUCAUGAAAGACUUCUUAGCAAAGAGGGACAAGGGACAACUUCUCAUACAGAGAAACAGAAGACUGAAAGAGAAUCUUUUGAGACCGAUGCAGCUUUCCAUAUCUGAAGACGGAUACAUUCGCUACGGCGACAAAGUGAUGCUUGUGAAUCCUGAUCACCCUGAGACAGAAGCUGAUCUGUUUCUGGGCGGGGACCUGAGCUUGUGUAUGACUCCAGAUGAAAUUAAAGCCCAUCUGAGUGACGAAUUAGAGGUGCCCUGUGGCCUGAGUGCAGCUCAAACCAAGAUCCCAGUUGGCAGAAACACUUUUACCAUUUUGUGUGCAGCUGGAGAGGUCAUUGGUCAGGUCCUUAGAUACGGGCAGAACUUUCGCCUCGGGAUAGCAGGAGGAUUUGCAGACAGAAUGUUAUAUUUAUCAAGUGACCACAGGACCCUCAUGAAGUCGUCUAAGAGGUCUUGGCUCCAGGAGGUGUACCUGACGGAUGAGGACUCCUACCUGAACUGCUGGCAGGCGGCCUUCCCUGACCCCCAGCUACGCCUGGAAUAUGAAGGCUUCCCCGUCCUGGCAAAUGCAAAAAUUCUUAUCAAUCACUGCCACACGAAUCGGGGGCUGGUGGCCCACCGGCAUCUUUUCUUAAGUACCUAUUUUGGAAAGGAAGCAGAGGUCGCUGCACACACAUAUCUGGAUUCACACAGAGUUGAAAAGCCAAAGAACCAUUGGAUGUUGGUGACUGGGAAUCCCCGGAAGGACUCGUCCACCAUGUUGGACCUGCCUAAACCGCCGGCGGAGGACACCCGAGUCCUGGAGCCGGUGGCGGAGCCGGGAGGCAGGAACGCACCUGGUGCGCAUGCGUGCACUCGUCCGAUGUAGCUUUACAGGAAAUCUAUCUUGGUCAUGCCUCAUGCUUCUUAAAGAAGGCACAGAACUCUCUCAACAUUGUAUUAAAACAAAGGCUGUAUUCAGAUUAUUGAAUUAACGGUGGAGGUCUAGGGCACAGGAAAAAACAAACAAAAAACCUUGCCUUGGGCCAUAGCUCAGAAAUGGUCUUUGAAGGUGACAGAUGAUAUUUCUUUGUUGAUGACCAAAUUCUGAAGACUCAGCUUCCUUUAUUUAGAUCCUACAGCAGCAGCUUCUGUAAGGACUGUAAAAAACUCGUUACUUUUUAAAAAUGUUACUUUUUAAAGCUAUGUCUGUAUAAUGAAGCUAUUGGAACUUCACUGAAUUUCUGGCACCAUUCUCUUUCCCCCGACUCUGUACAAUGUACUAAGAAAUCAAAAAUGGGUAGCUGUGGACUGUGGCCUUACUUUAGAGUUGAACAUUUUCCCCCUUGUAUUUUUGUGUCUCCUUCUGGCUUGCGGGGGUGGGCUCAAGACCUCUA
Messenger RNA from Balaenoptera musculus (blue whale), 1516 nucleotides. It is a transcript of the gene CFAP161, whose product is annotated as cilia and flagella associated protein 161. Gene Ontology annotation, cellular component: motile cilium. Gene Ontology annotation, biological process: cilium assembly. The record is from RefSeq and is a predicted model, not a curated record. The coding region runs from base 1 to 1008 and encodes 335 amino acids. The transcript has 7 exons. NCBI's taxonomy places the organism in Eukaryota, Metazoa, Chordata, Mammalia, Artiodactyla, Balaenopteridae.